Molecule: messenger RNA, 1158 nt
Organism: Saccharomyces eubayanus
Lineage: Eukaryota; Fungi; Ascomycota; Saccharomycetes; Saccharomycetales; Saccharomycetaceae
Gene: CNS1
Product: HSP70/90 family co-chaperone CNS1
Exons: 1
Coding region: 1-1158 (385 amino acids)
Biological process (GO): protein folding
Molecular function (GO): Hsp90 protein binding
Source: RefSeq, a predicted model, not a curated record
AUGGGCUCAACCAAACCAAAUGAUGAAUACAAAAAACCCCAAAAGUAUGUGCCAGGACCCGGUGAUCCUGUACUGCCACCACAACUGUCUGAAUUCAAAGAUAAAACAUCCGAUGAAAUCCUUACAGAGAUGAACAGGAUGCCUUUCUUUAUGACCAAAUUGGAUGAUACUGACGGUGCUGGUGGUGAAAAUGUAGAAUUAGAAGCCUUAAAGGCAUUGGCGUAUGAGGGCGAACCACAUGAAAUUGCUGAAAACUUUAAAAAGCAAGGGAAUGAACUAUAUAAAGCGAAAAGAUUUAAAGACGCAAGAGAGCUUUACACCAAGGGUAUAGCCGUGGAAUGUGAGGAUAGAUCUUUAAAUGAAUCACUUUUUGCUAACAGGGCUGCAUGUGAGUUGGAAUUGAAAAAUUACAGAAAGUGCGUUGAAGAUUGUGGUAAAGCACUGACUAUAAACCCAAAAAACAUUAAGUGCUAUUAUCGUAUAAGUAAGUCCUUUUUUCAAUUGAGUAAACUCGAGGAAGCCAAGUCAGCUGCAUUAUUUGCUAAGGAAAAAAUUGACCCAGAAAACAAAUCUAUUUUGAGUAUUCUAUCAGUGAUUGAAGAAAAAGAGCAAGAGCUCAAACUGAAAGAGGAGAAAAAGAAAAAAGAAGCUCAAGAUCGUGAAAAUGAGAAAAUUAUGCUUGAAAGUGCCAUAACAUUAAGGAAUAUAACCAACAUAAAAACACAGUCUCCAGUAGAACUAUUGAAUGAAGGCAAGAUAAAAUUAGAAGACUCAAUGGAUUUUGAAUCUCAAUUGAUUUAUCCAGCAUUAAUCAUGUAUCCCACGCUGGAUGAGUUUGAUUUCGUAGGUGAAGUAAGUGAGCUGACCACCGUACAAGAACUUAUUGAUCUGGUUAUGGAUAGACCACAAGAAAGGUUUGAAAAAGAAGGUAAACAAAACUUUACUCCAAAGAAAGUUUUGGCAUUUAUGGAAACAAAGGCUGGUGGCUUAAUUAAAGCUGGUAAGAAAAUAGCAUUCCAUGAUAUCUUAAAAAAAGUUACACCGGAUGUGCCAUUAUUCGAUAACGCUUUGAAAAUAUAUAUUGUACCAAAAGCUGAAAGUGAAGAAUGGAUAUCGAAAUGGGAUAAAMAAAAAGCCUUAGAAAGGAGAUUCUUGUAA